AGGGAGGCGAGGAGGAGCGAGGCAGAGCAAGCAGAAGGGCGGCCCCGGGCAGAGCCCAGGCGUGGAAGCGGAGGCGAGGAAGGGAAGAAGGGCAAGGAGAAAGGCAGAGGGUGCGGGGAGGACGCAGCAAGAGCAACAGCCAAAUGGGUCGGGGGGGGACAGGGAGGAAGCCACCUUCCCCGUCUCUGGCCCGGCUGCUGCCGCAGCUGCUGCCCGCUGAAGCUCUGACGUGCCCGGGCCGGCAGGGGCACCAAGGCAGCCCGUCCGGCUCCGCGCGCAGCUGCUGCGCCCACCCAAAGCGCGCGCCGGAGGCCGCCGGGCGCAGCAGAACUACAAGGCCCGUCGGCCUUUGCGAGGCGGCUCUGCCCUGACGCCGCUCGCCGGCUUCUCCCAGUCCCGGGACCAACAGCAACAACAACAACGCGCUCCGUGGUGCGCGUCGAGGCCGGGGCGGGCAGCGGCGCCCCUGCAGGGGCUGCUGGGACUUGUAGUUCGGGCCGGCGAGCGAUGGAGAGGACCGUGGCCAGCGGCUCCUUGCUGGGCGAGAUUGGUUUUUGGGCUGCACGGACGCCUGUUCACGAAGCAGCCAGGGGGGGAGAAACCCUGCAGCUACAGGAGCUCAUCCAGAAUGGAGCCUGUGUCAACCUGGUGACCUAUGACUCCAUCACACCUCUGCACGAGGCCAGCCUGCGUGGUCAGACCCAGUGCGUGAAGAUCCUGCUUGCCGCGGGUGCCCAGGUGGACGCCAGAAACAUAGAUGGCAGCACGCCGCUCUGCGACGCCUGUGCUUCCGGGAGCAUAGAGUGUGUGAAAGUCCUGCUCUCCCAUGGAGCGAAAGUCAACCCUCCCCUCUACACCGCCUCUCCCCUCCAUGAGGCCUGCAUGAAUGGCAGCGCUGAGUGUGUCCGUCUCCUGGUUGAUGUGGGUGCUAACUUGGAGGCCCACGAUUGCCACUUCGGGACGCCUUUGCACGUGGCGUGUGCCAGAGAGCAUCUGGAUUGCGUGAAGAUAUUGCUCAACGCAGGUGCCAACGUGAAUGCUGCCAAACUUCACGAGACGGCUCUCCAUCACGCUGCCAAAGUGAAAAAUGCUGAUCUGGUGGAGAUGUUGGUCGAAUUUGGGGGAAACAUCUAUGCCAGGGACAACCGCGGGAGGAAGCCUGCUGACUAUACCUGGAGGAACAGCCCGGCGGCCAAAUGCUUUGAGUUUUAUGAAAAAACUCCACUCAGCUUGUCCCAGCUUUGCCGACUCAGCCUGAGACAAGCCUUCGGCCACCAGGCCCUGGAGAAGAUCACCAGGCUACCCAUCCCUCCACGAUUAAUCGAAUUCCUCUCCUACAAAUGAUCAACGGUGAAAGGGGCCUCCCAAGGACAGCGUCAAGCAGAUCUCAUGCUAGGGUGCACCGCUCACCUUUUCAUCUCAGGCAACCUUCUCCAUAAGAGAUUGUUUUGUUUUAAUGGAUGUAAAUACUGUUUAUGGGGCACCUGUUGUUCCUCUUUGCUGGGGAUUCUGGAGCAAUGUUUAAUAUUUAUAUGGUGCUUUUCUGAGCACUCAAAUGUUCCCCACACACAUUGGUCUUCUUGGCAACCACCAAGUACAGCAGGGGACCUCAGACUUGGGUCUUCAGAUGUUGUUGGCUUACAACUCCCAUCAUCUGUGGCCUUUGCCCAUGGUGGCUGGGGAUGCUGGGAGUUGUAGGCCAACAACAGCUGGGGACCCACAUUUGAGAACCUCUGAAGUACGGCGUUAUUAUCUCCCCAUUUUUAGAGGCUGUGUUCCCAUCAUAAUUGAUGGCAGCCCUGAAUGAGUGGCUCACAGCUUCUGUUCCUGACCAUUUUCACCGACCCUAGCAUGCGGGGUGUUCACAUAAAGUGCUGAUGCGGCGCCAGCGUUCACACCAGUACAAACCAGGUGGCACCUCCAGUCUCUCGACUCUAUGGGUCUUAUUGCUUGGUGCCUAUUUUGGGGGUGGGUGUAGCCAGUAGACCAAGCAUGGCCAUCCUGGUGUUUCCAGCUGUUGUUGGACUACAGCUCCCAUAAUCCCCAACCCCCAUAAAUUGCAACUGGGGAUGAUGGGAGUUGUAGUCCAACACAACUGGAGAACUGCCAGCCCUGCAGUAGACUGUGGGAUAUAUCGUUGCUACAGGCACGUGUUCGUUUUCCCCCAAUCUCACUAUGAUCUCUGCUGCAACAGCUUUUGCUGCUCUGCAUCUGUCUGACGCACUACAACAUCCUGUGUGGCCGGAGACUGCAGCGGGGCAGAAAAAAGCAAACGCCUGUCCCGUUGGCCAAUGAGAGCUCUAUCGUGCCUUUCCCAAGUCCCACAAAAAGCAGGCCUCUGUGCUUUCAGUGUUGUGGGGCUCAAGGCAGGUCCUUUGCCUCAUUUAUGCAGACAGGAUGGCGCUUCAGCUCUCUGCUCCCACGACAUCUCCUCUCUGCCUCUGUCUGGAGUCUGCAUGGUGCAAGCACCUCAGUACCGCCGCCCUCGCUUGCAUUGCUGAAAUCUGGAGUUUGGCUGCCGCUCCGUGCUCUGUAAUGUUCUGUUGGGCUGGGCUCUUGUGGCCGGUCUUGUGCAUGUUUUGUCUGGCAUGGCAGCACACAGAAUCAGGCUGCUGGGCAUCCAUCCCCUACAGCAGGGAUGGGCAUCCAUUCGGCUGGCAGGAUCUACUUGCUUUGUGCUAGAUGCCACCCACUGGCAUCUGGUGCAAUAUAGUGGCUCGGGUGGGAAUAUAUGCCUAGCAUUCAAGCACAUGCCCAACCCAAGAAUGUUUGUCCCAUGCCAGCAUUGAGCUGAUUUCCCCCUCCAGCUUUCAGUGUUUCAGCAGCCUAAUUCAGGGGGAGAGAGGACCCUUUUAGUUGUAGCUAGAGUUAAGUAUUUUGGAGUCAGAAACCCUUGCCCUUCUGCUGCAAGGCACCCAGCUCCUCAUCUUCCUUCUGCUCACUGCUGCUCCACAGUCAGAAUCCCAUUCCUCUGCUCCUCUACAGUUCUGCAGGACUCUGGUGAACACACUGCACAGAGUUCCAUGCGCGUUGUAACACACCGCGCACGCUCUCGCACAAAAAUGGUGCAAACGCAGUUGCGUGAUGGCGCGGCCAUGAUUUCCACUGGCCGUGCCAUCGCGCAACUGUGUUUGUGGCGUUUUUUGCAUUGGCGCAAGAGCGCACUUGUGCAACGGUGCACACAUAGUGUUACAGUGCGCAUGGAACUUUGCGCAGGAUGCCAGCCACAUCCCUUGCCUUUGCUUCCAAGGGAGUAAAAUCUGAUCACCAGGACAGAGUCGCCAAGCACUCAUUAGGAGUCCGGUUUUCUGUUACGAGAGGGGGUAAUGAUGUUGGAUACACCUGCCACUGGUUCCUCCCUGCUAUAAGACGACGAGGGAAAUGGCUUGAGUGGGAGAGGGUGCAGCUUGCCUUACUUUGCCUCCUUGGAGCUUGCAGCUGCAGCCUGCAGGGGUCCCCUAUCCCUGGUGUGGUAUCCCUGCCCUACCCCAGAGUCAAGAGAUAACUCAGGCUUUUCUUGCAAUUCCCAUGGAGUGGACCUAGGCACCAGCUGCCUGCGCGCCACCCUAUUCAACGGCACCCAACUUAAGGCAUUGGCUGUGCUCAUCCUGCUACAUAUUCCCAACCACCCCAUUGUUGCCCUAGUCAGAAUUAAAAUGACCAUAAUCAUCGCCAGCAUUUAUAUCGUGUCAGGGCGGCGGGCGGGGGGGCACCUGAGGCUUUCCAGCUGUUGCUGGACUACAACUCCCAUCAUCCUUUGCUGUGCUUUAGCACUGCUCUGGAUGGUAGGAGUUGUAGUCCACCUGGAGAGCCUCAGGUUGGCCACCCCCGUAUAGUGCUUUAAGGGUUCAAAUAAUUCCCCCUUAAAAGGAUCUCAGUAGUGCUUACAACAGCCCUGUUAGGGUAGGCCAGCACCGUACAUGACAGAUGUGAGCCAGAGACUGAGUCGAGGGGUUUCCCGAGGCCGCUUUGUGAGUCCAAGCCUGGGGCAAGCUUUAAACUGGGGAUUUUGCCGCUCAACACUGUAGCCCCUGCAUAACACCAGCCAAGGUUUUAUGUGGGCUUUCCCAAGAUCAUAUCCUUUCUGAAAGUCUCUGGCUAAUAAUGAUCAUACUCUAUGGAAUUCUCUGCCACAUGACGUGGUGAUGGCCACCACAUUGUGUGGCAGAGCAACCCCUGCUAACCUGGCAAAGAGGCACCUUUUAACGUGGUGAUUUUCUUUAUUUAGCAGGGGGAGAGUAACUGGCCCUCUCCACCCCCAGCACAGCACCCUUCCACUGACUGUUGCUGGUGUCUGUCUGAUGUUUCUUUUUAGAUUGUGAGCGCUUUGAGGACAGGGAGCCAUCUUAUUUAUUUAUUAUUUAUCUGUGUAAACUGCCCUGAGCCAUUUUUGGAAGGGUGGUAUAGCAAUCGAAUUAAUAGUAAUAAUAAUUAAUAAUAAGUUUGGAAUAAAUGCCGCAUGGUGGUUCUGUCCAGCACAAGUGUGCACUAUAGGCCUCACUCUUUGCCACAGAGUGCGUUGUCAAGAUCACUUACCGUCGCUCACCCUCCACACGCUGUUUACCCUGUGUAAUUAAUAGAUGACCAGAGUAACUUUGGGAGCACUACAUGUAACAUUUGCGUGAUGAGGAGCAGCCCACCAACCGCCGUGAGAUCUCUGAAGCCCAAACUCUGUGGAAGCUAGUCCUCAUGGUGAGCUGCUUCCACUGAGCCACUUUCUGCCCAUUUCACCGUCCCCCCCCCAAACCUGUUGGGCCUGCAUGUGGUGGAGAUGUGGUGUAAGGUCAACGUGGCAGGAAGUGAAUCGGCAGGGGCAAGUGUCCGCACAAGGACGGCUCACGGGAUGAGGCAUCCUCUCCUGCACGCAGCCUUCUAGUCGGCAGCUACGGGGCUGUUGGUUUUUGUGCGCCAGGCCUCAGUCUCCCUUGAGAGGCUCUUGGGUCAAAGAGUCACCCUGGGCCCGUGGGUGCAGGGAGCUGGCGUGGAGAGGACGGCUACAAGCUACAGGCCUCAUGCUCUCCUUGCUACCAUGUGUGGUGCACACUUUGUGCUCAAGGCACAGCAUGUGAGGGCAUGCUCUGUGCGAGCAUCCACUGCUGCCAUGAUUUGUGAAAGAGAGGGCUGGACAGAUCGCAUCGGUGGCAGGGGUGCAAAUGCUUAGGGAUGUACAGCAUAAGAACAGCCCUGCUGGAUCUUAGGAGGAGAGCUGGUCUGGUGGUAGCAAGCAUGACUUGUCCCCUUAGCUAAGCAGGGUCUGCCCUGGUUGCAUACGAAUGGGAGACUAGAAGUGUGAGCCCUGCAAGAGAUUCCCCUCAGGGGAUGGAGCUGCUCUGGGAAGAGCAGAAGGUUCCCAGUUCCCUCCCUGGCAGCAUCUCCAAGAUAGGGCUGAGAGAGAUUCCUGCCUGUAACCUUGGAGAAGCCGCUGCCAGUCUGUGUAGACAAUGCUGAGCUAGAUGGACCUAUGGUCUGACUCAGUAUAUGGCAGCUUCCUAUGAUUAGGCCCCAGGCCCAUCUAGUCCGGCAUCCUGUUUCCCACAGCGGCCCACCAGAUGCCUCUGAGAAGCCUGAGGUGAAGGCAUGUUCUUCCUCUUGCUGUUGCUCCCCUGCAACUGGUAUUCGGAGAGAUCUUGCCUCUGAGGCUGGAGGUGGCCUAUAACCACCAGACUAGCAGCCACUGAUAGAAUUGUCCUCCAUGGAUUUGCCUAAGCCCCUUUUAAAGCCAUCCAGGCUGGUGGCCAUCACCACAUCAUGUGGCAGAGAAUUCCAUAGGGUACGAUCAGCAUAGAAGGUGAUCAUGCAGCUCAUUCCACAUGUGUUUGGGGCAAAAGAAGUGCAAACCAGAGGGUUACUCCUACACCUCAGUGCGUGUGGAUUCUGCAGGCUGUGCCAGAGUGUGAACAAACCAUCUCAAAGCAACAGACCGCUUUGCAUUCAGCUUCUUGGGUCUUAGCUCCUUUGCAUGCCAGCUGGCAUCCUUCUUAUCAUAUGAACGUGACAUCCUGAGGAGGCCAAUGGGAAGAGGGAUGUGGUGGGAAGGGUAUCAUUUUUGAUAACUGACUACCUCUUCAAUGGGUCACGUGAAACACCCUCCCUUAUAAUGGGCCAAGACCAGAAUAAACCUAAUUUGAUCUUGUGAAA
Molecule: messenger RNA, 6138 nt
Organism: Hemicordylus capensis (graceful crag lizard)
Lineage: Eukaryota; Metazoa; Chordata; Lepidosauria; Squamata; Cordylidae
Gene: ASB13
Product: ankyrin repeat and SOCS box containing 13
Exons: 6
Coding region: 508-1344 (278 amino acids)
Biological process (GO): positive regulation of protein catabolic process; protein ubiquitination; intracellular signal transduction
Molecular function (GO): protein binding
Source: RefSeq, a predicted model, not a curated record